This is a messenger RNA of Cladophialophora immunda, 1905 nucleotides long. RefSeq lists its product as uncharacterized. Gene Ontology annotation, biological process: DNA-templated transcription. Bases 1 to 1905 code for a protein of 634 amino acids. Gene Ontology annotation, molecular function: zinc ion binding; DNA binding. Lineage: Eukaryota; Fungi; Ascomycota; Eurotiomycetes; Chaetothyriales; Herpotrichiellaceae. The transcript is spliced from 2 exons. Gene Ontology annotation, cellular component: nucleus. The record is from RefSeq and is a predicted model, not a curated record.
AUGGUCUCGACGUUUGGCCGCCCAUUUUGCUUACUCAAGUGGAAAAAAGGCAUCGACUGUGUCUAUCGAGAGAAGGGCCAACCCGGGUUACGUCCAGGCUACGGCAAGGGCAUCGAAACGCGUGUAGCGUUCUUGGAAGAUUGUAUCGACAGGAUGCAUCGAGAUCUCCAGGCGGUCCUUGCCCGUGGGCGGACGGAGUUCCUGGGUGAACCACAUCCACAUCGACCAGAUGCUCCUCCUCAUCCUUCUGCGCCUCAUCCUCUCGACGCCCAGGCCAUCGAUUCUCGGGCUCAGCAGACACCACGCACUCUUCAGUCCCAUGAAGUCCUCUCACUCACCUCGACUCCUGUAGUCGACCCGCUCCCCGCCACAUGGCCAGGUCUCCCGCCGCAGCCCCAACCUCAACCCGACAAUGGCCUGCCCCCGGAUUCAGUGGUGCGAGAACUCGCUGAGUUGUUCUUUGAGGUCAUAUAUCCGUCGUUCAAGCUUUUCUACAAGCCCACUUUCAUGGCGAAUCUGACUCGCCCUGACCGUGAGAUACUCGUCUGCGGGAUUGUGGUGAUCUCGUUUCCCUUCUGGAACAAGUCCACUCCUUUGGCCGAGAGUCGUGAGCAGUACGUCAAGAGGGCGAGAGAACGUAUCCUCCUGCACAACGUAGACAACUGCACUAUAAUAUCGACGCAAGCGCUGGCCCUGCUGGCCCUGGAUGCUUGUGGUCAAGGUCCUGGUCCUCAGACAUGGAGUAUCAUGGCUAUGUUGGUGGCCGCCGUGAAGCAGUUGGGACUAGCCAAGAUUGCCGGCGACGCGAAUUUCGAACCAAAUCACCCCAUGGUGCGAAAUGAAGACCCCGACGAAUGCGUGGAUCAGCCGAGUAUCGAAGUCGAAGAGAAGCGACGUCUUUUCUGGUCGGCAUACGUCCUUGAUCGAUUUUCGAGCUUCUUUCACGGCAGCCCAUGUGGCAUUGACGCGAAACGCAUCACGGUCCAGUUUCCCGUCCCCGACAAAGAUUGGGGUCAGACCUCGACGGCCGAAUGGUUUCACACGACCGCGCCUCUCCGACCCUCUAUCGACGGUACCAGGGAUCUUUGGCGUUGCCAGAUCGAGGUGCUCGCCCUGUCCGACCGCACCAGUCAACUCCUUCUCCAGCCGGUGAACUUUUCCCUUCCCGCACGAUGUCAAGAAUGGCAGAGCAGCUUUCGACUCCUAGAUACGGCUCUGACCACCUGGUUCGACACUUUGCCCCAGCCUGUCCGAGACGCGCCGCCUGAGUUCAACCCCAUGUGGAUCAUGGUGCAUGCCACCUACCAAGCCGUCGUUAUGCGCAUGCAUGCAAUUGCCGCCUUUCCCCCCACGACCUCUCCUUAUUUCAGACCAUAUCCGUCGUCCUGCGGCCGCUGUCGCCAGGCGAUCCGCAGUCUACAAUCCUUGGCUAGUGGGCUCCAACCUCAUGAAACCGAUCAACUGGGGCCUAUUUUUGCCUUUAUUGUGUGGUGUGCUGCGCGGGCUCUUGUCAUCUUAUGGACAGCUGGAUAUGAGAAUACAUAUGGGUCGACUCCUCCGGACCUCCUCUCCUUACUCGCUCUCCUACGCCAAAUGUCACAUCGGUGGCAAUGUGCUCAGCACUACGCCGACACCAUACAGUUCGUGCUCGACACCAAGAACAAUCCUGACGGCCGCACUGGACUGAACAUUUUCAACGACACGAGACAUACGGUCUACGGUCUGAGACAACGGCUGGGCAAUCUUAUCGCAGCUCAUAAUACGACGCACCAGCUCGGCCCGUUAUUCGAGUUCUUGGGCAUGCCCACGCUUGAGGAUGGAGGAUUUCCAGGACUUCAACCGAUCGGGGCAGACGAGAUUGGAUUCGGUGCCUUGAUGCCAUCUAUGGACAAUGAAUGGCCGUAG